AUGUUGGAGCACCAGCAGAGCAAACAGGCACCGAAGAACCCAACUGUAGAUGGCGGUAAUGGGUCCUUCCUCCCAAUGUUCGAUUUCGACGAGAUCGAGGAGAAACUGCAGCAGCAGGCAGCUGCCUCCGAUCCUGUCCAUGCCCCCUCCAUUGAUGGUGAGUGGGAGGACAACGAUGGUACCGUGGUCAUCAUCAAGAACCGGCGCAUGCGCGGCCCAGAUGGAGUCGAAGUGGAGGUGACUUUCCCUCGGCCCGAUGCGGUCGUGUUCACGCCCAGCCCCGGUGCUCCGAGCUUUGAGGGCAAGCUGACGGCUUCCGACAGGAUCUCCUGGGAUGAUGGCGCCUCCUGGGUCAGACGGCCCUUGUCGGCCAAAGCGCAAACCGAUCAAAACGGCAGUGGUACCAAAGCAUCCAAAGCUGGAACUCCUGUCCACCAAACAAAGACUUUGGGCGAAAAGGAGAAUCUGGCCACGAAGGCUACAUUUCCGGAGAAGCCAAACAGCAAGCUCCAUGACAGUGGCUCCGCUCCCAUCCCAAGGCAGCUCCCAAGGGUCGAGCCGAAGUCCACUGCCCGGAUCCCCCCCCGGGUCGACAAGUCAGCAAGCACAAGUAAGCCCUCUUCGGGCUCCUGCUCUUCGCGUCCCGCUACCAGUGACAAGAAGGUCACCACGAAUGGCGGUGGCGAAGCUGCCCGCGAUUCAGCCUGGCACUACGAGCGCUUCGAGGUGAUGAAACCCGUCGUCUUCGUCCGGGAAAGCCCUGGUCUGAACACGGCGAAGGUUGCCCAGGUGACGCGAGGCUGUGUGGUCUCUGGACGGGUGCAAGAGACAGGGUGGCUCUGCUUGGACCAAGACAGCCGCACAUCCGCAAAUGUGCCCGAGCAUGCCAAGGGUGCGUACAUGCUCAUUGAUGGCAGAAAUCAUGGGCUUGGCAUACUCCUGGAGUCGCGCGGCUGCCAAGGCAGCUCCAAGGGCUCCUUUGCUUCGCCCCUGGAGUUCGUUGCGCUGAGAAACCUCCAGGUGAGAGCCCGGCCGAGCCUCAGUUCUGCUUCCACAGGGCAUGUGGCUGAAGGCUCGCAGGUGCAGGGUUAUCCCGGUGCCGAGUCCUGGCUGGAGUUGGAGGGCGGUGGCUUCUUGCCUAUCGUGGACAAGACCGCCUCCGCCGACUCCGAAAGCAAGGACUGCUUGCAGCUGCAGAGCGCGCUCCAGGCAGUGGUGCCACAGACAUUUGCAGAGGCCGUCGUUGCCAGGUGGGAGCCGCUCCCGGCAGCUGCAGCAACAAGAGUCGAGUACAGCCUGGAGUGGCAAGAUGCCCAAGAGCCGGACCGCCACGGUCGUGUCAGCUUCUCCAGGAAGUGCCAAGCACAUGUUCGGUCUCUCCCACCUUCCACAACGAUUCAAGUCCGAGUCGUAUCUCGACUUUUCGCCCCCCUUCCCGGAGGAAACCCGGGAGCCAAAGGCAAGGAGGACCCGGCGUCCCGGUCAUGGCAGGAUCAUCGCCUAGUCGGUCGGUGGCUCUACGGCGCGAAGCCCUCAGAGUACCGAAUCGGACGCAGAUCUGAUGGCUUGCUAGUCUUCAUGGGCCCCCACGCUUCGGGAGCGACUGUGAUGGGCGUGCUGGAACCUGAAGGCCACUGGCUGCAGGCCGAGCUUGCCUCUGCCAGUGGCGACACAGUGGGUCACAUUCGUCUAUUCUACGACGAGGAGGAAGACGCAGUCAUCUCCAACUUCAAGAACAUCCAGAAUGUGGAUUGGGGAAGGGACAUUGCUGCAAAGAAGGGUGGUGACGAAGAAAUCUUGACCACGGUAGUCGGACGGUGGGUGCAGGCACGGACUGCAGCUGCCAUUACAGACCAAGACGAGGAGGAGUUUUGCUACGACUCCUUCUGCAACAAACGAGGCAAGUGUCAACGAUGCCCCUGUCAAAUCUUCGUGCUGUCCGAGCACCUCAGAAACCAAGAGAUGCUCUGCAGGCGGUGCGGCUGUGCGGCGAUCCACCACGCCAAAGUGGGAAAGUUCCGGUUUCACGACGGCCAGAAAGGCAAAGACUCCGAGGAUGCCAGCAGCACAGCAAGGCCCCCACAGAAGACGGCGAUGGAUGAAAUUCCAAGCCGAAGGUGGAGCCUGGAUGAUGCCACUGCGGGCGAGGAGAUCGUCGAGUUCAUCAUCAGGCAGCUGGAGCUGGCUAAGAACCUCUACGAGGUUCUCGGGGUGGCUCCCAGUUCGUCAGCCCUUGAGAUUCGCCAGGCUUAUCGGGCCAUCUCGCUCAGAGUGCACCCGGACAAGAUCAAUGCGCAAGCACAGGGCGAAGACGAGCAGAGCCAGAGCUUGUCAGCUCUUGCAGAAGACGCAUUCAAACUGGCGUCCUCGGCCUACGAAGUGCUGAAUGAUGAGAUCGAGCGAAGAUCGUACGAUCGACAGCUGUACUUGGACUGGGUGCGAACGGAGAAACCAAAGGCAAAGCCGAAACCGAAGCCAAAGGCAAGGCAUGCAGCCAAUGCGCCCACUGCAGUUUGCAAGAAGCCUCAGCCAACGGCUCCGGCCAAGGGUGUUUGGGACACCGAAGGCGAAGACGGCAAAGAUCCAGGCAGGCGGGUGGAUGAGUUCUUCAAGAACCCGACCAUUGGCACUUUCAUGAACUCUCCGUACUACGGCGAGGACGGCGUGUUUGGUAGCAGCGGGACUAUCAAAGAGAAUCCUGCGGGUGGGUUCAGCUUCGAGCUGCCCGGUGGCGGUGGUAUUCAUAUUGACAACGGAAACGGCCCCUUGUCUACAUUGUACAUGAUAUCAGCGACGCCACGGCCUCAGUGUCCCUGCAUCCGCGUGGUGCCUGCAGUGCCAGAGACGUUCAGUGCGGUUGCCGGAUACUUGUCGUACCUAGUCAAGCAGAUGGAGGAAGACUUUGCAAAGACCGGCCAUGUCCCGCUACGCCCUCGGAAGACUGGGCUCCGGGAAACGGGCUUCAUCACUUCAGCUUUGCAGAACUACCAUCGACAGCUUUCACAAACACGAGCAACCAAUGCUGACGAAAUAGAUAAUGAACCAGUGCCAGAGAAAAGCACGUUGGACUGGCUCAAUCUCAAUGCACUUGCGCCCAAAGCCAUCCAGGGAGCAAUUGACAGAAUUCGGCACAACACCCUGGCAAGCAGUGGCGACGCCGAGGUCCCGAAAGAGAUGGACGGGGAGUUGCUGACAUCUCCCCGUGGCAAGGGCAGUGAUCAGUCGGCCGGUUCCAUGGCUGGCUAUGCCCGGCCUGCCCGCAAGUCACUCAGCUCGGCCCUUCGGGCUCGUGGUGGCAUCUCCCGUCAAGCUGCGGCUGGGACGGAGCCUGAAUCGGCCGAAGGGCCAACCGAGCUGGCCGCCGACGGGCCAAGCGACGGGGCGUCCUCGCCCCCUGCGGAAGUUGCUUUGGUGGAGCCCCAGCCUCAUGAGGCCGAGGCUUCACCGGUUGAAGCCGCAGCGCCCACAGCGCCCGAGGAGGCCGAGGAGGCGGAGGCAGUGCCGGAACAGUCGGAGGAGCCUUCGGAAGGUGCUGAGGCUGCAUUCGCGCAGCCCACCGCAGACCGAACGGCAUCAGCGCCCCUUCCCGUCUUGCACGAGGAAGAGGAGGAGGAAUCGACAAUAGCUGCAGCAAUGCCAGUGCAAGUGGAGCAGCCUGAUGAACGGGCUGUUCCAGAUGCGCUUGAUGGGCUAGAAGAGGCUGAGGAACUCCCGGACAGGCAGGAAGUGCCAGCGGAGCUGAAAGAGUCUGAGGAAGUCGAGGAAGUUCAGACAGAUUCAGUAGUAGCCUUGUUUGGUUGCUUUAUCGAUGACCAUGCCAAAGACUCGGAACUGCAGAAGCCAAAGGACUGGCAGGAGCCCACAACCAGGCUCCCGAUGCCGACGCCCCUCAUGGCGGCCACUGCCUCGGCUCGGCGUGCAGCGCCUCCUUCGGUGGUGGAGGCCCCAAAGAUGGAGGAGGCGCAACAAGAGCCAGGAGGCAAACCCUUGCUUGCGCCGGAGCCGCAUCUGCGAGUCCAGACUCGCGAUGUGGGGAAGCUCAAGGAGGGAGGGUUGCCGUGCUGCAUGCAGGAACUGCGGGAGUUCUGGGGCAACAAGAGCUCGAAAGGUUUUGCAGGUCCUGGUCUAACUGGAUCCAGGCUGUCGAAAAACGAAGCCCAAGCGACCUUGCAAAGACUCCUCAUCGCAGGCGGAGAUUUCGAUGAGGUUCGAAAGCUUCGAAAGAUUAUUGCUGAGUUGGAUUCAACAUAA
Messenger RNA from Symbiodinium sp. CCMP2592, 4251 nucleotides. The record is from the annotation of a GenBank genome assembly. Lineage: Eukaryota; Dinophyceae; Suessiales; Symbiodiniaceae.